AUGAAUAUUUUCGAAGAGAGCAAGGUUUUAGAUAGCCAUUUAUCAUCAGAAUCUACUACAAUAGAAUUAUCUUGUUUAGAAAGUUCUUAUCCAUUCUCAACAGUACAACAAUUAUCUAGAACAACACCAGAGUAUUCAUCUUCACCUAUACCUAAUUUUGACCGCUGUAAUUCACAACUUAACGAAAAAAAUACAUUAAUGUCAGCAUCAGAACAAUCAAGUGUGGUUCAACCACUAUUAACUGAUCUCUAUCAAAUAUCAAUGGCAUAUGCUUAUUGGAAGGGAAAUAAACAUACUGAAAUGGCAACAUUUGAUUUAUAUUUUCGAAAAAAUCCAUUUGGUGGUGAAUAUACAUUAUUUGCUGGAUUGGAAGAAUGUUUGAAAUUUAUUCGUGAUUAUAAAUUUGAUCCAAGUGAUAUUCUAUAUCUUCGUUCAGUCUUACCUGAUUAUGUUGAAGCUGAAUUUUUUGAUUAUUUACUUAAUCUUAAUAUGAAUGAUAUUAAAUUAUAUGCUGUACCAGAAGGUACUGUUGUAUUUCCUCGUAUACCAUUAAUUCGUGUUGAAGGACCAAUAUUUCACACUCAAUUAUUAGAAACAACACUAUUAAAUCUAGUUAAUUUUGCUAGUUUAGUUGCAACUAAUGCUGCACGUUUUCGUCAAGCAGCGCCAGCUCAGAAAGUAUUACUUGAAUUUGGUUUACGUCGUGCUCAAGGUCCUGAUGGUGGUUUAAGUGCAUCGAAAUAUUGUUAUUUAGGUGGUUUUGAUGGUACAUCAAAUGUUUUAGCUGGUAAACUUUAUGAUAUACCAAUAAAAGGUACACAUGCUCAUGCAUACGUUAGUUCGUACGAAUCUAUGGAUGAUUUAAAUGAACGAAAUUUACGUGAUCGUAUUAGUCGUGAAGUACGUCCAUUUGCUGAUUUAUGUUUACAAUAUUUAAAUGAAGUUGGAAAAAUACUUAACAUACUUCCUGAUGAAACAAAUAAAGGAGAAUUAGCAGCAUUUGCUUCAUAUGCAAUUGCAUUUCCAACAAAUCUUCUUGCUUUAGUUGAUACAUAUGAUGUACUUAAAUCUGGUUUACCAAAUUUUUUAGCUGUUGCACGUGCAUUACAUGAAUGUAAUUAUAAAGCUAUUGGUUUACGUUUAGAUUCUGGUGAUUUAGCGUACUUAUCAUUAGAAGUUCGUAAACGAUUUAUUGAAACAGGUCAAAAAUUUGGUUUACCUUAUUUUAACGAUUUCCAAAUUGUUGCAAGUAAUGAUAUUAAUGAAGAUACAUUAAUAUCAUUAGCAAAACAAGGAAAUUCAAUUGAUACAUUUGGAAUUGGUACACAUUUAGUUACAUGUCAAAAACAAGCAGCACUUGGUUGUGUUUAUAAAUUAGUUGAACUUGCUGGUAUACCUCGAAUAAAAAUUAGUCAAGAUGUUGAAAAAGUAACAAUACCAGGUCGAAAAAAUCUUUAUCGAGUUUAUGGUCAUGAUGGAAAGGCUUUAUGUGAUUUAUUAACAAAAUUUGAUGAACCAGUACCACAAAAAGGAGUUAAAAUUCUUAGUCGUCAUCCAUUUUCUGAUCAAAGACGUGCUUAUGUUACACCAUCAUCAGUCACAAGUUUAUAUAAAUUAUAUUGGGCAGAUGGAGAAAUAAAAGAACCCUUACCAGCAUUAAAACAAAUUCGAGAAUAUGCAACAGAUCAAUUACUACAUUUACGAACAGAUAUUGUACGAGAUCUUAAUCCAACACCAUAUAAAGUAUCACUGACAAAUGAUUUGUUUAAUUUUAUGCAUGAACUUUGGAUAAGAAGUGUACCAAUUGGAGAACUUAACUAA
Molecule: messenger RNA, 1821 nt
Organism: Adineta steineri
Lineage: Eukaryota; Metazoa; Rotifera; Eurotatoria; Adinetida; Adinetidae
Source: the annotation of a GenBank genome assembly